UAACUAUUCGAUACCGAACUCUGUGGCUGCACACACGCACCCCUGUUCUAAUUGAAGUUAAAUAAAUUAACUAAACUGUUUUUGACCGCAACAAAAUUCGCCGUUUACCACGCCCCCCCGCCGCGCACUUCGUCGGCCGUCUCGCAGCACCGCCGCCCGCACCCUAGUUACGCCGCCCCAAAAGUUAUUUGCCAAAUCAAAUACGCCGUCGAGCGCUAGGGAUGUGCAAAAAAAUAUCGACUGCGGCCAGCAACUCGUCAAGCAACCUUGCUCGUUAUCGCUACAGUACGCAGGGAAAAAAUAAAAUUAGCAACAAAAGCAUAUUAUUUGGCAGCCAAGUUCGAGUGCUAAACGCUGCUGGAGAAGCAUACUUUGGCUAGACCACGCCUCGCCUCGCCUCGCCCGCCCAUCUCGCGAUCGUUCGAUCGGGCACGCUCUUCGGUGGCAAAUCGUUGGAAUUGGGGUAAAAAAAAAAUACACAGAGGCAACUAUACAAACGCCACAAAUAUAACCCAGGCAGCAGCGCGGGGAAAGGAAGAGGAAAAGGGAGCGAACAGAGGAGAAAACGCCAACUGCAAGUGGAGUGUCCAACUACUGCUGCUGCUGCUCCUGGCCUCCUGGCACAUCGGACAUCGCCCAGUCGGCACAUCCAUCCGCACACAUCCCGACUCCCGACUCCGACUCCGACUCGGAUCCCGAUCCCGGUCCCAAUCCCGAUUGCGAUCCAAUCGACGUUAUGAACAACAAUAGCAAGCGGAAAACCCGACCCACUGGCGGUGGUGGUGGCGGCGGAGGAGCUGGCGGCGGCAUCGCAAGAUACAACUCCAACGACAACAGCCUGAGGCCCGCCAACAACAAGGCAGGUGCAGGAGGCGGGAACGGAGGCGGUGCAUUGCGUCCGCUGGCGCAGGGCGUCUACAACAACACGUAUUUCAUGCACUCGGCCACGGCGCUGGUGGGCAGCGUGGUGGAGGUGCGCCUGCGGUCGGGCAACAUCUACGAGGGCGUAUUCCGCACAUUCUCGGGCAACUUUGACAUCGCACUGGAGCUACCGGCGUGCAUAAAGUCCAAGAAUCUGCCGGAUGAGGGCAAGGUGCCAAAACACAUUAUAUUCCCACUCGACACCGUGGUGACCAUCGUGGCCAAGGACUUUGACUCGCAGUACGCCACCGCUGGAGCUUUUCAGACGGAUGGCGCCAUCUCUGACAAAUGCAACGGUGCGCGCCUUGACGAGAAGGAACUGGAACCGUGGGACUCCGGCGCCAAUGGCGACAUUGACAUAGAACUGGAUAGCGCCGCCAACGGCUGGGACCCCAAUGAGAUGUUCCGCAAGAACGAGAACACGUUUGGCGUGACCUCCACAUUCGAUGACUCUCUGGCCUCGUACACGGUACCGCUGGACAAGGGCGACUCGCAGGAGUUUAAGGAGGCCGAGGCCAAGGCCGAAAAGCUGGCCGCCGAGAUCGAAAAUAAUCCGACGUGCCGCGACCGUCUGGACCUGGAGAACGGUGACGAGGAGGCGGCUUUCGCGGCCGUAGAGCGUCCGUCGGCCGAGCAGGAGCAACAACGCGGAGAUCGGGGCGACCGCGAACGCAACGAUCGGGAAAGGGAGCGCGAGGAGCGAGACAGGGACCGUGACCGUGAUCGCGGCAACAAGCCCCGUGGCGCCGCAGACUUCCAGCUGCGGGAGACCAUGAGCAGCGACCGGUACAUCACCAAGCAGACGCGCAGCAUCACCGGACCGCAGCUAUCACAUGUUGGCAUGUCCUCGCAGAGCAGCAACCGCGAUCGCGACACACGCGGCGAUGGCAGCCUGAUGAUGCAGGGUGGCGGCAUGGGCGGCGGGGCGGGUCAAGGCGUCUCCACGCAGUCCACGGCAGCUCUGAUGCUGGCCGGUGGCCUGAAGGGCGCGGGUCCGGCCCCAUCGGCCAAUGCGGCCACGGACACGUCCAGCAAGUAUGGCGGCGGUUCGAUGGUGAAGCGCAAGACUGUGCCCCAGGGCGGCAAGGUGAUGCGCAACAAUGUGCCUACAGGCGGCAGUAAUGUCCCCGUGUCGCAGGGCGGCAACGGAAACUCAGUGGGUCAGAGCAAAGGCGGCUACCAGCCGUCGAUGGGCAUGCCGAGUCAGUACUCCUACCAGGGUAACGCGCAGAUCAUGCAUGGGUCUUCUCAGUACCGCAACCAAUCUCACAUGGGCGGCGCAAACAAGCUGAAUGGCGAUUCGAACGCCAAUGCCAAUAAGCCGCUGCCCCAGCGCCAGAUGCGCCAGUACCAGGGUACUCAGAGCAAUUCGUCGCUUAAUUACGGCGGAGAGCCGCAGUCGCUGGGCAAGCCCAUGCACGGCUCCCAUGGUGGCCAUCCGGGGCAGAACAGUAACUCGCCUCCGCUGCAAACUGGAGUGCCGCAGCAACAGCAGCAGCAACAACAGCCGCCGCAGCAACAGCAGCAUCAGAACAUACAGACACAAGGGCAGAACACACAACCGGCGCGUCAGGUGCGGACGCGCGAUAACCAGGUGCAGGAGCUGCGACAAUUUGGCCAGGACUUCCAGCUGGCCCCCAGCAACACUUCACCGCCCCAGCAGCAGCAACCACAGCAGCAGCAGCAGCAGCAAGUACAGCAGCAACAGCAACAAGUACAGCAGCAGCAACAGCGAGCAUUGCAGCAGUCUGCUUCGCCCCCGCAGCAGCAGCAGCAGCCGCAACAGCAACACGUGGUCAUGCACCAAGUGCCGCCGACGCACUUGCACCAGGCGCCUCUCUCACAGCCACACUAUGUGCCUCAGCAGCAGCCCCAACAGGCGCCGCCUCCCCAGCAGCAACAUGUGCCGCUCCACUUGCAACAGAAGGCCCAACAGCAGCAGUUGGUGGAUGCCCAGCAUCAGCAUGUGUCCAAGCAGCACCAGCAGCAGGCCCAAGUGCAGCAGCCGCCGCCGCAGCUGGUACAGGAUCCAUCGCAACAGCCGCUGCCCAUUUACCAUACAAUGCCACCGCCGCAGACUUCGCCGGUGGUGAUUACCUCGCCCGUUCUGUUGGAGCAGCCGCCGCCACAGCCCAUGCCAGUGGUCCAGCAGCAGCAGCAGCAACAGCCUCAGCAGCUGGCCACACCCAAGCCGGAAGUAUCACCGGCACCGAGCAGCAGCACCACCACGCCCACUGGCAUAGCCAGUACGCCCACAACGGGGGUGAUUGCCGGCGCUGGAUCCGACAAGUCCACCCCGGCUGCCUCCAGUGCGACGAGCAGCUCCACGACGGUGGCCACUGGCACGGUCACUGUUACUGGUGGUGCCAGCGGAACCACGCCGGUGGUGAAGAAGCCACAUGUGCUCAACCCGUCUGCCAAGCCGUUCACACCCCGCGGACCCAGCACUCCGAAUCCAUCACGCCCCCACACCCCACAGACGCCUGUACCCAUGACCAACAUUUACACAACCACGGGAGGUCAUGUGCCGGCGCCGCCGGCCAACCAGCAGAUCUACGUGGUGCAGCCACAGCACCCCUUCCAGCCUCCGACACACCCGCAGGCCGGACAGCCACCGCGACUACGCCGUGGUAACUACCCUCCAAUGGCCGCAUCACAGAUGCAUGUGUCGGCCUCCGCGGCCACGGGCCAGCCGCUGAUAACCACCGGCCCCAUACAGCAGUUCAUCCAGUACGGCCAUGCACCGCACCAGCAACAAUACCAAUCGCAUACGUACGCGCCAAUGCAGAUGCGCGUGUACCAGGACCAGCCGCAGCAGCUGCAGUUCAUGACGCAGACGCCGCAGUCGACCACACCGUCGCCGGGCCAGCCGCACCAGCAGUUCCAUCCGCCGCCACAGCCCUCCCCCGCCGGCGGGGGACCACAGCAGGCGUACACGCCGCCAACGCAGGCUUACCAGUUUAUGUGCUUGCACCCCCAGUCGCUCAUAGCCAAUCACUAUUUCCCGCCGCCGACGCCGCAACAUCCGCAGCAGAAUCAACAACAGUAUCAGAUCGUGAUGCAGCAGCAUCAGCCGCAGUGAGAAAACGCCAGCUGGGCAAUGGCGCACGGGAAGGUGGCGAGCUGGAAGGCGGGGGGAGACGGAGAUGGAAACGGAGAUGGAGACGGAGGCUCCUCCUUGUUAAUGUCGCCGUAGCGAGUGGGAGCUGUACGGGCAGCCGACAUCAAGCAACAGUUACACACACAUACAGACACUAUACACAACAUGAAGCACUCACGACACCCGCAUCCGCAUCAGCAUCCGCACCUGCAUCAGCAUCUGAAUCCGCAUCCGCAUCAACCUUGAGUAAACGCGCGGCUUUCGUUGUCGCUCCAAGCGAUUUACGCCCCACAAUUCACAUACAUGCCACACAUUAUCAACCCACAUCCUUAUGCCAUGUGCACGAGCGGCUCAUCCUGUAGCACAUCUCUCACAGACCGAAAAACAACACCAACAACAACCACAACUAGGAAAUUAUAAAAUACAAUUAAAACAAAAGGAAACUAGUAAAUUUUUUGAAAUUGCAAGACUUCUACAGCGCACGGAAGCCAAAACACAACAACAGCAAAAAAACAAAAAAACAAACAAUCACUGAAAAACACCAAACGUAUGAGAAAGCAAAUGCAAAAAACAAAAAAACCAAGUUAAGAGAAACAAAACAUAAAAAUUAGAAAGCUAAAAGCAACUGUCGAAUCAAUUAUAAUACAAUGAAUUAUACAUCAAUGAGCGUUUGUAAGGAGCGUUUCCUGCCCCGCACAAGUCCUGUUAACUGAGGCGAAAAUUCCAAAACUGAUUGGCUACCAAAUUGAUACAAUCACAUUGUAAACCGAAAAGCAAAUGAAGUAGAAUCAAAAACUUAUGAAGAAGAAAGGCAAAAAGUCGAGUUAAGAUAAGAGCGAAAUUUUGUAAAAUUGUUUUAAACAUAAUUCUUUGAUGCACAUUUGCGCUCCUCUCCGCUAUCUAUAGUUUUAUCCGCUUUCGGCAAUCGACCGGCACACCCCGACACACACGCUCCCAUCCCCGAAAAUGCAGAAAUCCAGGAAGACCCAGCCUCGCACAUCCAAUGCACACACACGCCCACCCAGCAACACAAAACCCCAGAAGCAAAAGCGACAGCGACAGACACCAAAAACCCAA
Molecule: messenger RNA, 5098 nt
Organism: Drosophila biarmipes
Lineage: Eukaryota; Metazoa; Arthropoda; Insecta; Diptera; Drosophilidae
Product: ataxin-2 homolog
Exons: 5
Coding region: 737-4003 (1088 amino acids)
Biological process (GO): cytoplasmic stress granule assembly
Cellular component (GO): cytoplasmic stress granule
Molecular function (GO): RNA binding
Source: RefSeq, a predicted model, not a curated record